AUGGACUACGCCCAGCACCAACGCAAUAUGCUCGCGCACCAUGUGCUCUCCCAGAUGGUGCCCAACACCCAGCAGCAGGCGGCGCCCUCUACGGAGCCAGAAAGGUACUAUCUAGGUGGAGCGUACUUGCGGCCAUCCUAUCCCGGCAUGGGCUUGGGACCGAUGUACAUUGGGAGGUAUCAUCCCAGUAUCGGAUAUGUGCCUAGCAAUGGCGGCAAGGAGCACGCAAAGCUAACGUUGGUUGACGCUAGAUGUCUAAUUGGUGUCCCGGAGGAGGUAUGUAUGGAAGCUUUGGAAUGGGAUAUCGGUGGGUAUCAUUCACAGGAGUUCUUCUUGCAUGCGCGCUAA
Molecule: messenger RNA, 348 nt
Organism: Cryptococcus amylolentus CBS 6039
Lineage: Eukaryota; Fungi; Basidiomycota; Tremellomycetes; Tremellales; Cryptococcaceae
Exons: 3
Coding region: 1-348 (115 amino acids)
Source: RefSeq, a predicted model, not a curated record